Punctularia strigosozonata HHB-11173 SS5 is the source of this 3796-nucleotide messenger RNA. RefSeq lists its product as uncharacterized. The transcript is spliced from 23 exons. Gene Ontology annotation, molecular function: phosphorelay sensor kinase activity; histidine phosphotransfer kinase activity. Lineage: Eukaryota; Fungi; Basidiomycota; Agaricomycetes; Corticiales; Punctulariaceae. The record is from RefSeq and is a predicted model, not a curated record. Gene Ontology annotation, biological process: protein autophosphorylation; phosphorelay signal transduction system. The coding region runs from base 34 to 3261 and encodes 1075 amino acids.
CCGACGUCUCAGUGAUCCCCGUCCCUUCGCCAUAUGCCCUCCGCCCCCGCCCACCGCCGCGCGAGGGAGUCGAAGGCGUCCGAGGACAUUCCCAUGACACCCACCGACGACCCCGGCGCGGAGCGAGACAGAGACGCUGGCCUUCCCCUGCCUAUCCUUCAGAGCGCGCUCGCGGGCCCGCGAACUGCGGCUACCGACAGCAAUGGCAGGCGCGUGCGCAGCAGAAAGUCGGCGCGCAUCGACCGUGGGCUGCGAGUCCACUGGGCGCGCUUUCGCCACAGGCUCGGGACAGGGACGGCGCCUAGCACAAGCACCGCGCCAGAGGACAGCACGGGCGGCAGCAGCAUCGGACACCGUCAUGCGCACACCGGCCCCGGAUCGGUACGCAUCGCGGCCGAGAAGGACGAAGUCGACGAGGUGGUGGUUGACCGCGCAUGGUGCGACGAGCUCAAGAGCUCCGUCGUAUCCCAGUCCGACCAGGGGCUCCACGCGAAAGCCGACAGGGUUGGUAGCUAUGUACCUGGCACGAGCACCGACCAAGAAAGCCUCGCGCACCUGCACGCCUCGGGCGGGCCAACGCACACGCUCUGGCUGCUCCUCCGCUGGCGGCUCUGGCCUGCUACUUUCGAUUUCUUCUCUCUCAGGUUUUUGGACGCGGCCUCAGAGCGAAACUACGCUAAAGAAUAUUGGUUCAUGCGCAAGAGCCUGGCUCUCUGGUCCUCGGGGUUCUUGAUCCUCAACUGGGUUCUUACCGUCGCAUUCAUACCAAGACCGCUGGUGCUCGCUGACAAGAUAUUUUUCUAUGGCGUGACGCCGGCGUUCACAUUUCCAGUAGUCGGGCUUGUGAUGUACGACAUACCCCGCGACAGACCGGAAAUAUAUCAAGUAUGGACAUCUCUCGCCACUUGGUGCUGGGCUAUUUACCAGUCCCUCUUUAUAUUUCUGUGCGGAUUCUACGAUCGUUCGGAGUCUGAAUUCACUUGCGGGACGAAGGACUUUGUCGGCACUUUCUAUUAUGCGUGUGCCAUACCCACCAUCGCAAUAUUCGGUCUUCAGACAAAGCGCUUUCCGUUCCUCCUCGGUGCAUUGACAUUUUUCAUCAUUUCUGCGGCGCUGCAAUUGCCGGUGCGAACGACAUUCUACCGGAACUUGAUAAACACGCUUGUGUUUCACUGCUUCCUUCUUUACAUUCAUUACAUGCGGGAAAAUGCUGAGAGAAGGCUCUACACUCUGCGAGAUCAACUCAAGAUUCAAUUCCGGGCAACUCAGAAGGCACAAGUGAACGAGCGCAAAGCGUCAGACUCGAAGCGUCGGUUAACAUCUUAUGUGUUUCACGAAGUUCGCGUGCCUCUCAAUACUGCACUUCUUGCGACGCAGAACAUGGCUGCCUCAGGCGUCAUACAGAAGUCGCAAGAAAUUGAGUUCAAGGCGCUCGAAGGCAGUCUCAGUAUGAUGUCCAAAGUUCUGAACGACGUGCUGGACUUCCAUCGGAUGGACAGUGGUCGCUUCGAGUCGGUGGCCAAACCCUAUUGUUUUCAUCAAGUCAUGCGAUCGUUAUUUGUGCCGUUGAAACUGGCGACGGAUGCCAGAAAACUGGAGUUUACUGCGAGCCUCGAUAGAAACAUUGAUUUGAUUGCCCGUCGAGCCACCUAUGCAGCGGCAGGUGAAGACCCUGCCAUCAUCGAGCGACUAUUGAAAGAACACCCGGAGGAGCCUGGAUAUGUUGUCGGCGACGAAAUGCGACUGAGGCAAAUCGUAAACAACCUAGCGUCCAAUGCGGUCAAGUUCACACCCGCCGGAGGCAAAUUGGCGAUCACGACAAAGCUGCUCUGGCCCGAAAAUCCCGAUUGCUUGACGCAGGCUCCCCCGGACAAGAGACAUCCGCACGAUGCUGGCCAUAAGAGCGAUAGGCAUCAUGGUUUGACGGACGAGCAUCUCCAGGCGCAUGACCGUAGUUCCAAUCCAGCUUUGGACAGGGUCAUCGUCCGUAUCGAGGUAUCCGACACUGGCUGCGGCAUCCAUAGCAAGGAUAUGAUUCACAAUAAUCUAUUCUCCGCCUUCAAUCAGACGGAGAUGGGCAGACAGCAAGGAGGCAAGGGCACAGGGCUAGGGUUGGCGCUGGUACGGCAGAUCGUCAAGCGGAGUGGUGGGCGACUUGGUGUGCGCUCCAAAGUCGGGGAAGGUUCAACGUUUUGGGUAGAACUGCCUUUGGGAGUCGGGAAGAAGGCGAGCAACGACACGAGCACGCGGUACUCGGAUCCGUUGUCAAGCGAAUUUGAGGCGAUGGUCGCAUCCGAUACGGCCGUAGAGCGAGCGAAACGGCGGCCCCGCGUCCGGUCGACUGCAGUAAGAGGGAUCAUGGAGCAAGGUGGCCUUGUGGAGCCUUUGACGAAGUCAGGGGAGUCGUUCACCGGCGGGAGGUUCAUAACGCCUCCGUCUCCUGCGACCGGCGCGCUGCCCACCCCAGUCGGCACGCCCGACGAAACCGGUGGACAUGCCCCGUUUGAGUUCAUACCCAUGGCCGAGGUGUCGGAGCAUGAGCCUCAGGCAGAGGUGCCCGCACCAAGCACGCCGCCGAGCGCUCCGGACCCGAGGGAGAAAAACUCGAAAUCAUCCUCCUGUUCCACGGCGAAACCGGGUUCAAGCAAGUCCAGAGAACGGCCGCCCUCGAUCGAGCUGCCCCAGGCACCGGUAUUUUCUACUCAAGCCACCGCAUCUCCGGAAAACCUACCCAGCCGCGCCAGCCACGAGCUCGUCCCUAUCGCGGAACCGGCAUCGCCCCGGGAGGACCAUCGGUUUGAGCCCGGGAUGGAGGUGCUCGUCGUAGACGACGAUCCGCUGACGCGCAUGCUCAUGAAGCGCCUGUUGACCCGGCUGGGUUGCGUGGUGUCUACGGCUGACAACGGCGAGAAGGCGCUGGAGAUGAUCACCGGGUCUUCAAACACGACGCCCGCGUCCGAGUCUGUACCUUCAGAUCCGGGGAGUUCGAGUUCGGUCGCGUCGUCGCCGGCAGCGGAACGCAAGUAUGCGAUCAUAUUCCUGGAUAACCAGAUGCCGGUACUUUCGGGCAUCCAAGCCGUCGCUCGGUUACGACGUGACGGUAGAGACGACUUUGUGGUCGGUGUGACUGGCAAUGCCCUCCUGUCCGAUCAGGAGGAGUAUCUCGAGGCGGGCGCGAACCACGUGUUGACGAAGCCCGUACUCGAAAAGUCGCUGAAGAACAUGCUGUCCCUCGCUCAUCGGCGCUUAAGAGCUUCAUGAAUGUUGCCUAUGUGGAAAUUCUGGCCCUGGACGAUGGUUAUAUCCGUCCGGUCUUGGGUGGUUUGUCUCGACCCUGUUUCGUUUGGUCGAUGAUGCAAUGAGUAACCCGCUUUCCUUCCUUUUUUGACAUUAUCCGGAACGACUUACACACGCUAUACCACGUCCAUGUCCUGGAACAUUGCUUGCCCACAGGUUACCGCCUGGGGAUUAUCUCCAUCAUAGUUGCAUUUGCAUAGCACGAUUCAUGGUUUAGUCUAUAUCCUAAUCAUAAUCUGGCCUGCUGCGAAAGAACACUGCUGAAUAUGACGGAGCGCCAGGUGGUUGGCUAUCUCCUCGCACGGUCAUAGCAACGGCGGCUGGACAUGUGAAUGAUAUAUGGAUCUGUAGAAUAUUUGCGAGGUGGUCUGCGAUGGAAGGGGAUCAGCACACAGCCAUGGUGCCGCCAUCACCUGCGCGUCGCUCGAUUCGGGCAAGGAGGCGGCGUGAUGCGCUCGCGGCUCUGCUUCGCCCGGUUUGAGGUCGAAAGUUGGUGCAC